Messenger RNA from Paramecium sonneborni, 1624 nucleotides. Lineage: Eukaryota; Ciliophora; Oligohymenophorea; Peniculida; Parameciidae. The record is from the annotation of a GenBank genome assembly.
AUGAUUUAAUUACUCAAAAAAAUAGAUCAAUUUGGAGUAGCAUUCUAACCUAGUAUAAAAUAUUCAACUUCUCAAUAUAAAACGUGUUGGGGAGGUGUGAUGUCAAUAUUAUUGUAUGGGUUGAGUUUUGCUUACUUUCUUUACAUAAUCAUCUAAUGGAGAUCAGGUGAAAUACUACCAAAAAUAACUAAAGCAUCAAAGGUAGAGAAUAAUUAAUAAUUUGAACUUAAUGAAACAUUUGUAGAGGUUUAACUUAGAAAAUUUGGUUAUUCUAUGAUUGAUCCAUUUAAUCCUGAUGCACUUGUCCUUCAACCUCUUUUAUAUAUUUUCAAGAAUGGUAUUCCAUUGGAUAAACCACUUGUUCCAUUCUUUUAAAUUACUACUAAAGAAGAUACAUUUCAUAUUAUAAGCUUUUCAAAUCUAUCUUUAUCUAUAAGUGAUACAUUAAAUGAAGCUAAUCCACAAUUUGAAGUUAUGCUCACCUUUGGAGCAUGUCUUGAAUAUUUUUUAUAGGAAGGAUAGAAAUGUGCAAAUGAAACUGUUAUUUAAAAAUUUCAAUCAUAACCAACUAACACUAUUAUUGUUAAACAUUAUGCUAAAGAAUAUAAUACUAAAACUGAAAUUCUGGAAACUAUUGGAAGAGAAUAAAUCAUUCCAUUUCAAUCUACUAAAGUAUUUCAAACCUAAACCUAUGUUUAAAUCACUUAAACAUAAGUUGACACAGGCUUUUUGUUUGAAUCCAUUACUGAUUAUAUGUACAUUAAUGAAUAUCGUGUUGUGAGUGCUACUUUAGAUUUAGAAUUUUAUAGUGGAUUGUUUGGAUAUAACGUUUAUAUGGCAUUCUUGUAUAAAAUAGAUAAUAUUUAAAAUGAAAUUUCAGUUGUUUAUACUAAAAUCAGUGGAGUUCUUGCUGAAGCAGGAUCUAUUGCAUCAUCUCUUCUUCUAUUAUCCUAUUUGGUCAUUAUAUUAAAUUAAAAUCAAUUAGAAUUUGAAGCAAUUAAUAAUGUUAUCUAAAUGUAUUAUCCUGAAUUCAAAAAUGUUAAAAUUACUAAGAAUAUUUUUGGGUAUAUUAAAAAAGUUGAAAAAAAUGGAAAAUUAUUAGAUUUAUAAGCCUUUAAAAAUCAAUACCAAAAAUUAUCACAUGUUAGUGAAAUUAAACUUACAAUUUCUAAUUAAAUUUAUGAAAUCUCAAGAUUAUAAUUUUUAAUCUAAAAUGUUUUACCACCCAAACUUAUUUAAUAAAUUCAUACACAUGGAAUUCCUUUACAAUCUCAAUAUGCUGAUUGUGCUAAGGAAGAACAAUAGAAUAUUAGUAAGCUUGACUAAAGCGUUAAUUAAGAAUACCAAUAUAAAUUAAACUCUAUUGUAUUUUUAUUUAUUUUAUUUUAAGCUUCCUAAUAAUAAUACAAGUCCACCAGUUAUUCAAUCCAAUGACCUUCAAACUAUUUCUUAAACUGAAUCCAAAUUGAUUCCAAAUUUAUAAAAAGUACAAGAUAAUAAUAAUUUCACCUAUAUAUAAAAGUUUAAGGACUCAGAUUUUGAUUUAUUGAUUUAUCCAGAAAACGAACCUGAUAGUAACACAUAGCCUAAUCAGAAUGAUACUAAAAUUUAAGUCGAUUAAUGA